AUGCUUGUUGUUCGUGUCUUCCAAUGGGUCUCCCAAAGCAAGAAAAGUGUGCAGCUUACCGCAGGCUCUAUCCUCGCAGCUCUAGCUGUCUCCACCCUAUGGCUGCUUUUUCAGGUUUCACCUGAGAGUAUUCCGUGCCACAGUGACCAGCUGAUAAAGAACGCAGAGUACUACGUCAUGCCCACAGAGAGCAAGGUACAUGCUGUCAGCGAAUACAGAGACGUAGAGUACGACCAGUACAACAUGAUACUUCUCACAGGCUCUGAAAAAGUGUCGCAUCUCAUAGCGAAGAUACACAAAACAGCGCAGACAAUGGAGAACAGGACAAAAGGAUACGACAUCAAAAUAGGAAAGUGCUCCUCGAUGGAAAUGAUGAAGUAUUUUCUUGUUUUGGAGAUAGAAAAAAGCAGCGAGACUGUGCUGUACACCAGAAACAGAGGAUGGCAGGCCAAUUCAGACGUGUUCUCCAUUUUCUGCGACAGACUCGAGAUUUCAGAGAUAAAAAAAAGAGAGCCGCAGUCUCUUGUCAAUUUGGUCUUUAACAAAAUAUCACUCGGCGUGGACGAGGAUGAGACUGAAGUUGUGCUGGGCAUUCUCCACAACAUCCACAACCUGUACAGCCACUCGCUU
Nematocida minor is the source of this 630-nucleotide messenger RNA. RefSeq lists its product as uncharacterized. The annotation marks the transcript as partial. Lineage: Eukaryota; Fungi; Microsporidia. The record is from RefSeq and is a predicted model, not a curated record. The transcript has a single exon.